AUGGACGAUGAGGAGGCUGAACUCCGAAAUCCCUUUCCUUCACCGCCAUCGCACUAUGUGAAAUAUACGUCGCAUAACUUGAACUUGCUGGCACUGCUCAAAGAACGUACUUCUGAUGACCAGAACGCCAACCAGUACGACGUGCUCCGCGACCAGACUGAUAUACCAGAAUGGCCGCUGACACAACUCGAAAAGCCCCGUGUGGACUGGAUACUUGACGAACCGGAUCCAUACUACGAAGUCUACGGCGAACGGUGGCCUCUGAAGGACAGUAUGCCGUCUCUGGGGGAGAUGGGAGGGCUUCAGCUGUACCCGGAAGAUCCCAGCGUCGAUCGAAGACCGGCUUUACGGUCGGCGCUGCGUUCACUACUUGUAACCUACUCAGCCAUGACAAAGUCUUUGCUGGCCCCGGCGCCUAUCAAUACAGACGUGCCUCCAGAAUGGGGCAGGCACGCAGAAUGGAUAGAUGUCAUGGCUCAAAAUAUGAUGUUCGCUGCGAACGAGCUGCGGCCUAUUCAGGCCCGAGCAAGCCUAGAGGGUAUGAUGAAACGGCAAAUUGAGCUUAGGCGCGAAGAAACCGCGACGCUUCACUCAAAAUGUGACUCGUUAGAGGCUAAGCUUGCCGAACUGCGAGCAGUUGCACACUCCUCUACUCAAGCACCCGCCGCAAUUAGCGAACCGACGCCCAGCGCCUCUCAUAUACCAAAUCCAAGACAAGAACCCAAUGCGUUCCAAUCAAGCGGGAAACCGCCACACCGGGAGGCUAUAGACCAAGUUGAUGUCCUUCGAUGGGCAGAAGAAGUCAAUUAA
Molecule: messenger RNA, 810 nt
Organism: Pleurotus ostreatus (oyster mushroom)
Lineage: Eukaryota; Fungi; Basidiomycota; Agaricomycetes; Agaricales; Pleurotaceae
Gene: MED7
Product: Mediator of RNA polymerase II transcription subunit 7
Exons: 6
Coding region: 1-810 (269 amino acids)
Biological process (GO): regulation of transcription by RNA polymerase II
Cellular component (GO): mediator complex; core mediator complex
Molecular function (GO): transcription coregulator activity
Source: RefSeq, a predicted model, not a curated record